This is a messenger RNA of Mycosarcoma maydis (corn smut), 2760 nucleotides long. RefSeq lists its product as uncharacterized. NCBI's taxonomy places the organism in Eukaryota, Fungi, Basidiomycota, Ustilaginomycetes, Ustilaginales. The record is from RefSeq and is a predicted model, not a curated record. Bases 1 to 2760 code for a protein of 919 amino acids. Gene Ontology annotation, cellular component: nuclear chromosome. Gene Ontology annotation, molecular function: DNA-binding transcription factor activity; DNA binding. The transcript is spliced from 5 exons. Gene Ontology annotation, biological process: meiotic cell cycle; positive regulation of transcription by RNA polymerase II.
AUGUCGUUGUCAUCAACAAGCUAUAAGGACGAGCCUGCCCAUGCUCAGCCUUCUUCUUCUCCUUUUCCACCCACCCGUCUUUCCUUGUCUUCUCCCUCUGUCACAGCUCGUACUUCGAACACAACUACCACCAUCCGACUCCAUCACCCUCGCUUCUCACCUUCCUUCUCUGAGCGACCGCGUUCCCUCCCUUGCACUGAUUUUUCCUCCGGUCCGCAAUUGCGUCAAUCGAAGCCGCGUUUGAGCUGUCCAACGCCGCCUUCGCCCGCAGAUCCAGGUCAUACACCAAAACGCGUGGACCACUACGACUGGAGUCCCGUUUUGCUCCUCACUCCUCCGCCCUCCUCGCACAUUGGCAUUAGCCGAGCCACCUCUUCGUCGCUCGGCAAGCGGCACACCCCCGAUUCCUUUGGCACUAGUCCAUAUCACGUUGGGCGUCGCUUCCACGCGAAAGCAACCGACUUCAGCUCUCCCACCCUUUCCACUCGAAGAGCGAAGGCUUUGUCGCAGCUGAAACCACUUCCGAUGUUGUUGCCUUGUACCGCCAUGGAGCUUGCCGCGAACAACGAACCGAGCCAAAUCAUGGUGUCUCACUCGACCUCGCUCAACAGUCCAAAACCUACUCAAGUAUCCGAGCACGUAAAGUACUCGACUCCAGCGCUCAUCGAGGCACCUACUCGAGCUAAGGGGCGAGAGUCGCCCAAGUUGAUGCCAUUCACUAAGCCAAGGGCUCUAACUUUGGACGGCAUUGACCGACCCGUUCUGCCCCCCUUGCUUGGCAAUCUUUCUCCCAACCGCUUCGGUCCAAUUCGUACGUCAUCUUCCCGGACCUCGUCAUCUUUUCGCCACGCAGUGGAGCACAAAAGCAAUCCUUACUUUGUUUUCAGCCAGCCUCGCCGGCCAGUCGAUUACUUCACACUUCCCGUCUCCUCUUCUCGAGGUGCUCGUGGUCGCAGCACGUCUUCCCCGUUCCAUGCACCAACGAGCUCAGUCCGCUUCACUUGCAGUGAGCUCUAUCAUGGCGAUACGAACGACUUCAAGCUUGCUCAGCCUCUUCGACGACACAGCUCGCCGGUUGGGACUCGCCCCAUUGCCGCUGAUCCAAUUGCUGAUCAAAAGGAUAGUGGAUUCCCAGAGGCCACAGCCAGUUCGCAUCUUGAUUCGUCUCCUCUCGUCGAAACCGACAACUCUCUUGGUCUGUCUUUGGAGCCGGCUCCCUUUCCGUCAGAGCUGCUGCAUUUCGACUUGGGAUCGACAGCUCAUCGCAACUUGUCUCCGCGAACCCAGGCCGACUUUUUUCCGAGUCAUGGUGGCGGCAAUCCCAGUCUCUCAGGCUUGAGUGGAAGGAACACGUCUCGUGUCUUUCCUCGUUCUCCAGCCAACUCGUCUGAGGUUUCGUCUCGUGUCUCGUCGCCUUCCAACAUAUGCGACGACUCGCUGCCCAUUCUCCCCCUUGCGCACCACCACGACCUCAAUAACAGCAGACCUGAUCCAUGCCUCUCGCUUCCUGCACUCAAGAUCCACGAUGACAUUUCAGCGACACGCUUUGCUGCCUCGCCUUCUACAUUCGAGCCAGUGCCGACGAUGGAGGAAGACAGCUUUAUCUACAAGAUGCCGAUCCUCCGUGCCAUGUCUCCUCUUGCCGACACAAGCAGCGAUAGCGAAGAUCAAAUGUCUGACGAGCCACUCGCCAGCACAACGAUAUCACCUCGUUCUUCGACCCCCAAGAAAGUCACUGCACAUGUGGAGAAUGCACAGCCAGAUCUACCGGCGUCACAGGAAGGACGCACGGGUGAGAUUUUUGUCGCGAUGAAAACGUUACUUCCUCUCACGCUCAAGCAGGGUCGCAGCACUACAGCUCAGCAUGUUUCAGCGUCGUCGAUGGAAAGUGGGCCUGCUAUCGUCGAAACUGUCGAUGUGUCCUUCCACUUUGAAGACGAGCAAGGUCAGCGUCGGGACAAGGUGCAAGGCGAUCUUAUCUGCCAAGCCAACAGCGCGGCGGCGUUUGUUGUCGAACGCUUCGCCGUACAUAUGACUGCACACGUCAUCAACAGCGAUGGCCGACUUCAAAAGGGUCGUCAGGGUCUUGUACCUCUAAUCCAAUUUGGACCUGCCCGCGAAAGGGGUCCACGAGAAGCUGUCCAGCCUGUAGAGCUGCGCAGUGGUGGCAACAUAGGCAAGGAUGCUUCCGCCAACGAACAGGCCGCGGCGAGGUCUGGUAAUGUCGCUGCUUUCCGGCGCGUGCAGAUUCGGUCAGCCACGAUGAACAACGGCCAGCGUGGCGCGGCAAGCCAACAGUUCUACGCACUCAAGCUGACGCUUCUUGCGUACCCGAAGCAGGGUCCACUGACGGUCAGUGCCGGUGUGGAGGUGGCGAACCUCGUCAGCCACCCGAUCACGGUGAGGGGUCGAUCCAAGGUUCACUAUGCAGCUGCUUCUACGGCUAACGCCAAGGCAAAUGUCGCUGCCAGUGCCGUCUCGUGCGUCGUUUCCGCAAGCCGUUUGGGCGACCAGCGGGCUAUUGCGACUUCGAACGGAUCUCGUACGAAGCAAGACAAGAGUGUGCGCGGUAACGGUAAACUUGCUGCAGAUGAUCGUCGUAGCAGUCGCCGUCUUCAGCCUGCCGAGCAGAUCAUCUGCACCGAGGUCGCAGACACGAGCCAAGACGCCGACGAUGAGUCGGAAGAGCGACACAAGCACGAAUCCAGCGCAGCGUCGAGAAGUGUCGGCAGGGUGAUGGACAUCCGCAGCAUCAUUUGA